UAUCCAUCUAUCAGAUAGUUAGUGAGAGAGAAAAUGGCGGCCGUACCUAUGCUUGAUGCUUCUCUAUACACUUCUUCCUUCCGACGGCCGGCAGCCGCCAAGCUCACCGUCUCCGGCGGCAGUUCCUCAUUGCACAACCUUAACCUAGGCAACACUCGACGUCACAGCCACCUAGCGGCAUUUCAGUCACCUAUCAAUCUCUUUUCUCGAUUCCUUCAUGCCCCAAAGAAGAUUCAACAGAAAACCCACAUCUUCCUUCCUCACUUGAUCGCUGCCAUGGAAGAUGUUGAGGAAACAUACAUAAUGGUGAAGCCCGAUGGAGUUCAACGAGGCCUUGUUGGAGAGAUAAUUUCUAGGUUUGAGAAAAAAGGGUUUAAGCUGACAGGAUUGAAGCUCUUCAAUUGCCCAAAGGAGUUAGCUGAGGAGCAUUACAAAGAUCUGAAAUCGAAGUCAUUUUUUCCUAAAUUGAUUGAUUACAUAACAUCAGGACCUGUAAUCUGUAUGGCGUGGGAGGGUGUAGGAGUUGUUGCAUCAGCCCGUAAGCUAAUUGGUGCGACAAACCCUCUUCAAGCCGAGCCAGGAACAAUCAGAGGGGAUCUUGCUGUUCAAACAGGAAGAAACGUUGUUCAUGGGAGUGACAGCCCUGAGAAUGGCAAACGUGAAAUAGCUCUAUGGUUCGGGGAAGGAGAAGUGUGUCAAUGGACGCCUAGCCAAGAACCGUGGUUGAAAGAGUAAAUUGCUUCGAUGACAUGUAGAAGAAGAGCUCAGUUUUCAGUCCGGCUAUUGUAGUAUUCAGACAUUUCAAUGCUCUUUUAUGUUGUUGGUUUAUGUAUUAGAUGAAGAUAACUGUUAUUUGUUUACAAAUUUCUGUAUAACCCCAAAAAAUGAAAACUAUUCUAAGCUUGA
Molecule: messenger RNA, 906 nt
Organism: Impatiens glandulifera
Lineage: Eukaryota; Viridiplantae; Streptophyta; Magnoliopsida; Ericales; Balsaminaceae
Product: nucleoside diphosphate kinase 2, chloroplastic
Exons: 6
Coding region: 34-735 (233 amino acids)
Biological process (GO): GTP biosynthetic process; CTP biosynthetic process; UTP biosynthetic process
Molecular function (GO): nucleoside diphosphate kinase activity
Source: RefSeq, a predicted model, not a curated record